AUGUCUUCAUCUUUUACAAGCGGCGUGGCUCAUGCCGGGAAGAGCUUGACCAACUAUGCAUCCUACGUGCCAGAAGGAAGCAGACAGCCGCGGAUUGGACAUCUGGAUCUGGAAUCCAAUACCAUUACACCUCUUUCCUACCUUUCUGGGACACCAAUACGGAGCCUUUACGAAGUGAUUGAAGCAGGCGAGGGUGCUUUUGUCCAAGCCGGAGAACCUUUUCCACGAAGCAAGGCGAGGUUGUUACCCCCGAUCUAUGGCCGCGAUAUUCUUGCUGUUGGGAAGAACUAUGCGGCCCACGCCAAAGAAUUCAACGCUUCGGGCUAUGACAGCUCCGACAAGGUCGACAUGCCCACCCAUCCUGUUAUUUUCACUAAACGGUGGACUUCUGCAAUUGCCGACGGGGAUGAAAUCUAUCCCCAUCCGGGAUUCACCGAGUCGGUGGACUAUGAAGGAGAAAUCGGCGUCAUUGUGGGCAAGUCUGGAUUUAGGAUCAACACAAAGGAUGCCCUGGACCAUGUCUGGGGGUUCACCAUCAUCAACGAUGUGACAGCGCGCGAACGACAGCGAGACCACAAGCAGUUCUACAUUGGAAAGUCCCCUGAUACUUUCGCCCCGAUAGGCCCGAUAGCCGUUCCAAAGGAACAUCUUCCAAAGGAGCUCACUGUUACAACGACCGUGAAUGGAGAAAAGCGACAGGAAGGUACAACUAACGACCUGAUCUUCAGCAUACCGACUUUGGUCGAGACACUAUCCGCGGCACAGACACUACAGCCUGGAGAUGUUUUGGCCACCGGGACGCCCGCCGGCGUUGGGUUUCGCUUCGACCCCAAGGUGUGGCUGCAUCCUGGAGACGUGGUCAAGAUAUCAGUGACAGGCCUGGGGACAUUGACCAACCGCAUUGCAAGCCCGGAGUCGAGAAAUACGAUCCUCAAUCAUAUUGUAUCCUCCGCGGUACCCGUCGCAAAUGACCGGACGAUCGAGGGUCGUGGCCUGACCUCUGUUGGUUCGAAGCACCUCUUCUACCAGCGAAAAGGCGGUGACGGUGCUGGGCGGCCAAUCUUCUUCAUCCACGGUCUGGGCGGCACUUCGGAUUAUUUUGGACCCGUGAUGACAAGGCUGGGAAACUCUUGGACAUAUCAUCUUUCCGAUCUCGAGGGUCAUGGCCUAUCACCGACAUCCGCAACGAGCAAGCUGAGCAUCGCGUCCUUUGCUUCAGAUGCAUAUCAACUCUGCUCUCAGGCUGGAAUCAACGCCGAGUCAGGAUUGACCGUGGUGGCACAUUCGAUGGGCUGUCUGGUCGCGAUGAAACUGGCGUUGGAUCAUCCGGAUUUGGUCAAGACACUCAUCCUGCAAGGGCCUGGGCCCUCACCGCUCCCCGAAGCCGCCAGCAAAGCCACAUAUGCCAGGGCCGCCCUUGCUCGUGAAAAGGGCAUGCUCGGAGUUGUGGAUGCUGUGGUUGGUGCAGGGACAUCUGAUUACAGCAAGGCACAUAAUCCUCUGGCGAUUGCCGCUGCUCGAAUAUCCCUGCUGGGACAGGACCCCGAAGGAUAUGCGAAGGCAUGCAUAGCACUGGCAGACUCAGUCACGGAUACAUUGGACAUCGCAGCACUGAAAGCAAGAGUGCUGAUUAUCACAGGAGACGAGGACAAAGUCUCCCCGCCGGAGAUGUGCAAGAAGAUGAAAGAAAAAAUCCCCAACUGUGAGGGUGUCGUUGUGCUGUCGCAUGUCGCGCAUUGGCACCUGUUUGAAGCGCCCGAGAGUGUCUGCUCGGCUGUCAGCGACUUCCUGGGUAAGCAGUAG
This is a messenger RNA of Cladophialophora psammophila CBS 110553, 1803 nucleotides long. RefSeq lists its product as uncharacterized. The coding region runs from base 1 to 1803 and encodes 600 amino acids. The record is from RefSeq and is a predicted model, not a curated record. The transcript has 4 exons. NCBI's taxonomy places the organism in Eukaryota, Fungi, Ascomycota, Eurotiomycetes, Chaetothyriales, Herpotrichiellaceae. Gene Ontology annotation, molecular function: acetylpyruvate hydrolase activity.